This is a messenger RNA of Aedes albopictus (Asian tiger mosquito), 2079 nucleotides long. RefSeq names its product alkaline phosphatase, tissue-nonspecific isozyme. The transcript is spliced from 2 exons. The coding region runs from base 55 to 1734 and encodes 559 amino acids. NCBI's taxonomy places the organism in Eukaryota, Metazoa, Arthropoda, Insecta, Diptera, Culicidae. Gene Ontology annotation, biological process: dephosphorylation. The record is from RefSeq and is a predicted model, not a curated record. Gene Ontology annotation, molecular function: alkaline phosphatase activity.
UGGAUAAACCCUGCGCAGUGAGCUGCUUGCUUCCAAACUAGUUACAGAACGAACAUGUGUCGUGCAAAGUGUCUCAUACUUCUCGCAGCCGUCGCCAACUGCAUCUUCGCGUUUCCAAUCGAGCCGGAACUAACUCCAGCCCCAACACCGUACCCGACGCAUCCAAUGGACGACCCCGAGUGGGAACCACCGCAGGGACCCUACCACGAACUGGAUCAGAAGUUUUGGAUCAACUCCGGUCAACGGCUGGUCGCUGACCAGCUAUCCAAGAAUCACCCGAACCUCAACCUGGCGAAAAACGUGAUCAUCUUCAUAGCGGAUGGCAUGUCCAUUACCACCCAAUCGGCAACCCGAGUCUACAUGGGCGGUGAACAGCUGUCGCUAUCCUUCGAAGAGUUUCCGUACGCGGGUUUGGCCAAGACAUACUGCAUCAACUACCAGGUUUCGGACUCGGGUUGCACGGCUGCGGCCAUUCUUACCGGAGUGAAGAACAACUACGGCACGAUAGCAGUGAGUGGACACGUUCCGCUGAUGAACUGCGAGCGAAGUUUGGAGGAGGAGAACCGGUUGACGUCGAUUCUGAAGUACGCCCAGCUGAGCUGCCGUUCGACGGGGAUCGUGACCAAUACGAGGAUUACGCACGCUACGCCGGCUGUUGGGUAUGCCGUGUCCGGGGCACGGUACUGGGAAGAUGAUGAAGAUGUCCCGGGGGAGUGCGUGGAUAUCGCUAGGCAGUUGGUUUACGGAGAUGUGGGGAGGAACUUGACCGUUGCUUUGGGAGGAGGGUCGAGGCAUUUCUUCCCGGCGGGAGUACCGAUUGAGGAGCAUGGGUCGGUUGGGAGAAGACGUGAUGGGCGGUACUUGGUGAGUGAGUGGCUGCAACUAGCUGAUCGGCAGGGAGACCGAGCUGCGUAUGUCAGCGAUAGGCGGGAGCUGGCUAAUGUAGACGUUGGCAAAGUUGAUCGAUUGCUCGGGCUGUUUGCUGGAAAUCACAUGAGUUAUCGACUGGAACACGCGCCCGACGAACCAACGCUGGAAGAGAUGACUGCCAAAGCGCUGGAGUUGCUGUCCAAAAAUGACAAAGGUUACGUGUUGCUCGUUGAAGGUGGCCGGAUUGACCACGCCCAUCACGAUAAUUUGGCUCGAUUGGCCUUGGACGAAACGGUUGAGUUCCACCGGGCGGUUCAGCACGCAGCUCGCCUUACCAGCGAGGAUGACACGCUGAUUGUGGUGACGGCCGAUCAUUCCCACACCCUCACCAUGGGCGGGUAUCCUGUGCGGGGGAACAACAUCCUAGCGACUGGGGAUUUUUCCCGUUUGGACCGAAUGCCGUUCUUCACCCUAACCUAUGCCAACGGACCGAGCUAUUUCGACCACUUCUCGCAGACAACCGCCGGACGGGAAAAUCCCCUCUUCAUGGAUUCCCACAAUCCGGCUUUCACUUUUCCGGCGGCGGUUCCCUACGAGGACGAGACGCACGGCGGCGAUGACGUGGCCGUUUUUGCCCGAGGUCCGUACUCGCAUCUCUUCAGCGGGCUCUACGAACAGCAUCUGAUAGCACAUCUCAUCUGGUACGCGUCCUGUUUGGGCCCGGACGGAAGCCACCAAGCGGCGGCCUGUUCGCGGGGAGUGGAAGGAGCUGCUGCCACGAUUGAAAUUCCUUGUUUUGCUUGGGUGGCUGGUCUGGUGGCGGCGGUGGUGGUAAUUGCCCUUUCCAAUCAGCUGACAAUUUAAUCGAGUUAAUAAAAAUUCUUUUCCGAACGAAAAAUUCCAUCGUCGUCGUCGGGGGCCAUCAAUCUUCGUGUGCGGUUGUUUGACAGGGAACCUGUUGCGUAUUUACUUGCUUUCGUCGUCCGGCUUUAGAGACAAGACUAUUUGCUGCUGAGGCGAAGACUUUGUAGCUUUGCGGCUAAUAUCCGCCCACUUGCACUCAAUCACGUUUAGGCGAAGAAGUUUUCCGAAGUGCUCUCGGUUCAAUGGAGUCAGUCUGAUUUAUUACCGGAAAAUUAGAAAAUUCUUCGAAUCGAUGACAUAUUGCCGUUACUAGCACAAUGUGGUCAGUUCUGUACACUGAUGGAU